UAAGAUUUGUUUAGAGAGACGUGAAAAGUAAAAAAAAAAUUUCUUCACAGUUCUAUUUUUUCCAAAAUAUUAAACAUAUUAAAAAAAUGGAAAUUCUUGACAAAUUAAAAGAUCAAGGCUGGUACUUGACAGAAGAUGGAUUAAAAAAAUUACCGGACAACAACGAUCUGAAGAAAAUUAUUUCCGCCGCCCUCGAUUUUGAUUUUCGUGAAAUAGCUGGCGGCGCUCUGCCACCCGAGCUAUCGAAAAAAGAUGAAUCUUUCCCAGGGAAUAUUGUUCUCCAAGUUCAACGUAUUCGUAAUAUAUCCGCGCCAAAGGCUAACGAAGAUUCCAAAGCCGCACCUAGAUUCUUACAAAUUGAAUUGUCCGAUGGCGUGACUCUUAUGCAAGCUCUCGAAUUGGAACACAUUUCUGUGUUGUCAAUGAACACUCCGCCCGGCACCAAAAUCCAUUUUAAAUGCAAACAAAUUCCUUUAAUGCAAGGAAUGAUUGUUAUGAAACCUGUCGACAUUCAGGUUUUGGGUGGCAAAGUUGCGGCUUUGGUUGAGAAAUGGGAAAUGACAAGGUCAUUGCAAAAGUAUGCCAAAUCGGGUAGGCAACAUACUGGCACGGGUUCGGGUCCACCACCAUGGAUUGCAUUUGGCCAAAAGAUGCAACAACCUGUUAAUAAUGAUAAGAAUUUUAAGAGCUUGGCCCAGGUGGAAAAGGAGAAGGAAAGUGGCAAGGAAAAUGAUGAGUUUAAUGCGAUGAGGAGUGAAGCUAUUGCGGAGGCUGCCAAAGUUGGUGGCAAGAAGAUAUUUGGAGGUGGCAACCAUCAAAUACUUGAUCAUAAUGUGAAAAAGAUUCUUGAAAAAGGAUUUACUGAAGAAGAGGCUAAGAAUGCCUUACGACAAACUGGAAAUAGCCUUGAAAGAGCUUUGUAUAAUCUCAAACGUCGUUCGGAUGAUUUUAAAAAUCGAGAAGAUUUUCGCGAUAAAUUCAAGUCUGCUCCGAUGGGUGGAAAUAAGAGAGGUUCCAAGGAAAUUGGUAGCAAACGUGGGAAGGAAGUUGAAGUUGCUGGAACAGCUAAACCGGCUGCUAAUGUAUCACUGUUUGAUUUUCUCACCGAUAAACUGCCAAGUAACGCGGAACAAACACCAACGUUAUCCCAAUCCUCAACCACAACAACAACAACCACCGCAGCACCGCCAUUUGCCUCCCAUAGUAACUCAUCGCACCAGAGUUACUCGUCACGUCCAAUGACCAAAGCCGGCAGUGAACCAUCUUCCUCUACCACCACCAAACCGUAUUACAAUUCCUCGUCAAAUUCGAAUACAUCAUACCACGAUCGUAAGCAGCAGCAGCAACAACAACACCAGAACCACCAUCAGCAGCAGCCGCAAAUUCAUCAAAAUCAUGACAGCAGUUCGUCGGUUAAAUCUCAAGAGCAAAAUAACCACACCUCGAACUCGAAUCGACCGAAAUUUGAAAAUAAUCUCUCAUCGAGCUUUGCCACCCGAAAUAGUUCACAUCCCAAUGAAGAGCGUUACAAUCGAUAUUCGAAUUCGAGCCGUGGCGGACGUGGUGGUAGUGUUGGUGGAAACACGGGAGGUACUGGUGGAAGUGGAAAUCCAUUCCAUGGUAGACCAAAUCAGCCAUUUGAAGAGAGUUCCGAACGACAUCGCGAUCAGAAGACUAGUUCUGGCUACAGCAGUGGUAGAGGCGGUGGGCGUGGCUCACAGCAUAAUAAUAAUAAUUAUUCUGGUGGUCGCGGAGGAUCCUCAAGCGGUGGAUAUGAUAAUCGAAGGUAUAACGAUUAUCACAAUCAGAAAGAUCAGCAGAAUCAACAUCGCCAUGAAAAUCGACAGGAUCAACAACCGCAACGGAAUGGUUAUGAGCAAAAAACGGCUGCUAAUGGGAAAGAAGCGACAACAUCACGCUACCAACAGCAGAAGGAAAACUCCACAAACUAUCAGCAUAACAGUGGAAACAAUCGCCAGAGUUAUGAUAACAAUCGGCAGCAGUCUGGUUAUAAUGCUUCUUCAAACCAGAACAACAACAACAAUAACACAAGCCAUAAUGCAACCCAUAACACUAACAGUAGCUCGAAUAACAACUCCAACAACAAUGAGCACACAGCCCGCGUAAAUAAGCUUGUCGAGAGUACAUCCAAGAUGAAAAUCGAAAAGACUCGAUCAGGGCCAUCAUCAUCUAGGAGCCAUAAUCAACAACAGCAGCAGCAACCCCAACAACAGCAACAGCAGCAUCAUCAACGACAUCAUCAGCAGCAGCAGAAUUAUGCUCAACAACAACACCAACAACAACAGCAGCAACAACAACAACAGUCGAAACAACAACAACAACAAUACCAACAACCACCACCAAUGAAUUCGACAACAACCCAAAAGUUACAACAAACUUUCGGACCGCUGCCAAAUGGUUUCAACUAUGAUCCCAGUAAAAUAAUCGGUUUCCAAGCCAAGGAAACCAAUGAAUUUGCUUUAACCCUGCUCAAGAGCCAGGGUGUCCCAACAGGACCACCAUCGCAAGUCGGAGUAGUCCCACCAUCAGUGGCGGCGCAGCAGCCACAAUUCCUUUCAGGACCACCUCCAUCGGCUAUGCAUAUGGCCCCACAACCAUUUACCACUACCACGUAUGUGGUUCCCCAAGGUGUUGCACCACCCACGCAUUCCCCGUCAGCAUUUGGUAUGAUUCCCGGUGAAAAUUGGAAUUGGAAAAUUGGUGAUCGAUGUUUGGCUAAAUAUUGGGAUGAUGGAAGGUACUAUGAAGCUGAGAUUACAGGAAUAUCUGAUAAAACUUGUGUUGUUUUAUUCCUUGGCUAUGGUAAUCAUGAGGAAGUCUUAAAAACUGAUUGUCUUCCGAUUACCGAUGCUCAAAAUCGGACGAUUAAUUUUUCGAAUAAUAAUAUGCAACAUGUUCCGCCAGUUUCUGUUGCCCCUCAACAACAGCAACAUCAACAGCAGCAACAACAACAGCAGUCGUCAAUGCUUAGCCGUGGUGUUCCAAAUCGUUAUCGUGGCGAGAGACAAGUUUAUGUUCCACCUCCAAAGAGAGAUAAUUAAUGGUAGAUCCUAGCCCCAUUCCUGUCAAUUGAUUUAAAAUAAAAAAGAAAAUUAAAAAAAAAAAUUAAGUACGUUGAUAAUCUCCCCCCUCUCGCCCCUUCUUCUCAGCAAA
Molecule: messenger RNA, 3174 nt
Organism: Episyrphus balteatus (marmalade hoverfly)
Lineage: Eukaryota; Metazoa; Arthropoda; Insecta; Diptera; Syrphidae
Gene: Tdrd3
Product: tudor domain-containing protein 3
Exons: 6
Coding region: 87-3062 (991 amino acids)
Biological process (GO): mRNA processing
Cellular component (GO): nucleus; cytoplasm
Molecular function (GO): protein binding; RNA binding
Source: RefSeq, a predicted model, not a curated record